CCUGCCCACCUAUGACAUCACCCCCUUCCUCAACCACUGCGAGGUGAAGCUUUAAACUUCAGACUUGGAGGUGGGCUGCGCGCAGUCAACUGGAUGCUCUCGCGCGCAGUCCUCAGCGCAGGAGUGAUCUGAAGCAGGACGGGCUCAGGCUGCAGCUGCUGUGGCUUUGUGUGCACUGGAUGCCGCGCUCCGCAGACGGGGGAGGGUUUUUACUUCAACUCACAGGCAAUGGAAUUACAGCUGUAGCAGCGGGGUAUAAAGGAUUGCUUUUUUUCUCGUCUUCCUGGAGGUGCUCAGUCCUGGCCUAUUAUAAGGAAGAGAAAUAUAAAGGAAAUUUAGUGUGCUUCCUUCUCCUUCCAUGAAGACUGUUUGCAUUGUUUCCUUUGCUUCUUAAAAGAGACUCCACCCAUCCCAGUAGAACGUGACUGAAACAGAAUUUCUGAGAAAGCAGCUAGAAGUAGAAGAAGAAAUAGCUAUUUCACAGCAGGUAAUCACACCCCAGGAUGUAGCUACUGUACAGAGUUUAUACUUGGAUAAUCCUGGAUGGGAAUAAAGGUAGGGGGUAACUGCCUGGAAAACCCAUUACUACACAGGUCUUAGCAUCAUGAAUGGCUUUCUUCAUGAGGAUCUGAAGUUACUAUCUCUGACCACAUUGCACAGAAGAGCCAAUAAGAAUUUCAAAGAGGGCAGUUUCCACUGAGGGACUUAAGCAACACAAAGGAGCCACCACACUGAAACUAUCAGAGAAAAAAAAAAAUUUAGGAAGCCAUGUGUCUUACAUAGUAAUGGGAAGCUGAAUUGUUUCUCGCCCCCACUUUAAUGAGCUUGCCCACCAUGCUGACCCACAGCUGGAAUGUUCAUUGGCAGCAGCAAGCCUGAUCUGGAGGUGUGUGCGGCAUAGAAUUUCUUGAAUAAACAGUGAAGAAUAUUUCCAAGGACUAAAGAGUUUUAAAGUCCCAGUCCCUCACCAAGAAAGUAGCAUAUAUGCAUUGGACUGUCACCCACGUAAAAUUACUUAACAUCAUUCAAUAAGUAACAGAAGCUACCUGAUAUAAAGACCUCAACACUGCUGACCAUGAUCAGCCCAGCCUGGAGCCUCUUCCUCAUCGGGACUAAAAUUGGGCUGUUCUUCCAAGUGGCACCUCUGGCAGUUAUGGCUAAAUCUUGCCCAUCUGUGUGUCGCUGUGACGCGGGUUUCAUUUACUGUAACGAUCGCUCUCUGACAUCCAUUCCAGCGGGAAUUCCGGAGGAUGCUACAACACUCUACCUUCAGAACAACCAAAUAAACAAUGUUGGGAUUCCUUCAGAUUUGAAAAACUUGCUGAAAGUACAAAGAAUAUACCUAUACCACAACAGUUUAGAUGAGUUUCCUACCAACCUUCCAAAGUAUGUGAAAGAGUUGCAUUUGCAAGAGAAUAACAUCAGAACUAUCACGUACGAUUCCCUUUCAAAAAUCCCGUACCUGGAAGAGCUACACUUGGAUGAUAACUCAGUUUCUGCUGUUAGCAUUGAAGAAGGAGCGUUUCGAGACAGCAACUAUCUGCGACUGCUUUUCCUGUCCCGCAACCACCUUAGCACAAUCCCCGGCGGCUUGCCCAGGACUAUCGAAGAGUUACGCCUGGAUGACAAUCGCAUAUCAACUAUCUCUUCACCGUCACUUCAUGGUCUCACAAGCCUGAAACGCCUGGUUUUAGAUGGAAACUUGUUGAACAACCACGGUUUGGGUGACAAAGUUUUCUUCAACUUAGUAAACUUAACAGAACUGUCCCUGGUGCGGAAUUCCUUGACAGCCGCACCAGUCAACCUUCCGGGCACAAGCCUGAGGAAGCUUUACCUUCAAGACAACCAUAUCAACCGGGUCCCCCCAAAUGCUUUUUCUUAUUUAAGGCAGCUGUAUCGACUCGAUAUGUCCAAUAAUAACCUAAGCAAUUUACCUCAGGGUAUCUUUGAUGAUUUGGACAAUAUAACCCAACUGAUUCUUCGCAACAACCCCUGGUAUUGUGGGUGCAAGAUGAAAUGGGUCCGAGACUGGUUACAGUCGCUACCUGUAAAGGUCAAUGUGCGUGGGCUCAUGUGCCAAGCCCCAGAAAAGGUUCGUGGGAUGGCUAUCAAGGACCUCAGUGCGGAACUGUUUGAUUGUAAAGAUAGUGGGAUUGUGAGCACCAUUCAGAUAACCACUGCACUACCUAACACAGCUUAUCCUGCUCAAGGACAGUGGCCAGCUCCUGUGACCAAACAACCAGAUAUUAAAAACCCCAAGCUCAUUAAGGAUCAGAGAACUACAGGCAGCCCCUCACGAAAAACAAUUUUAAUUACUGUGAAGUCUGUCACCUCUGACACAAUCCAUAUCUCCUGGAGACUUGCUCUGCCUAUGACUGCUCUACGACUCAGCUGGCUUAAACUGGGCCACAGCCCAGCGUUUGGAUCUAUAACAGAAACAAUAGUAACAGGAGAACGCAGUGAAUACUUGGUCACAGCCCUAGAACCUGACUCGCCCUAUAGAGUAUGCAUGGUUCCCAUGGAAACCAGUAACCUUUACCUGUUUGAUGAAACUCCUGUCUGUAUUGAGACGGAAACGGCCCCUCUUCGAAUGUACAACCCCACAACCACCCUCAAUCGAGAGCAAGAGAAAGAACCUUACAAAAAUCCUAAUUUACCUUUGGCAGCCAUCAUUGGUGGCGCUGUGGCCCUGGUAACCAUCGCCCUCCUUGCUUUGGUGUGUUGGUACGUACAUAGGAAUGGGUCGCUGUUCUCGCGGAACUGUGCGUACAGCAAAGGGAGGAGAAGAAAGGACGACUAUGCAGAAGCUGGCACUAAGAAGGACAACUCCAUCCUGGAAAUCAGGGAGACUUCUUUUCAGAUGCUACCCAUAAGCAAUGAACCCAUCUCCAAGGAGGAGUUUGUAAUACACACCAUAUUUCCUCCUAACGGGAUGAAUCUAUACAAAAACAACCACAGUGAGAGCAGUAGUAACCGAAGCUACAGAGACAGUGGGAUUCCAGACUCAGACCACUCACACUCAUGAUGCAGGAGGUCCCAUGCCAGACUGCUUCAGGGUUUUCAAACCUAAGAAAGGUGAUGGUAGGAACUCCCUUCUACUGCAAAACACUGGAAAAGAGACUGAGAAAAGCAAUGUACUGUACAUUUGCCAUAUAAUUUAUAUUUAAGAACUUUUUAUUAAAAGUUUCAGAUUUCAGGUUGCUGCUGCGGUUGAUGUAGUGGAGAUGCCUGAACACAAUUCUAUAUUUUAGUAUUUUUUAGUAAUUUGUACUGUAUUUUCCUUGCAGAUAUUGAAGUUAUAAACCAUUUACUUUGUGUUCUACUGAGUAAGAUGACUUGUUGACUGUGAAAGUGAAUUUUCUUGCUGUGUUGAACAAUCAGGACUGCGUUCACAUGAGAUCCUUGUAGUAUAAGCACAGGCCGUUUUUCACUUUGGUAUUAAUACAAUGUAAAAAAGAAACCUGGCUGAAUGAGAAAAUAAAUUUCAAAAACUAGUUAUGAAAUAAUGUUCCAAUGAUUAAAUUUGUAUUAUCCCAGUGGUAUUCAAUAAAUCAAAAUAUGUGACAUAAUGGGCAAUAUCAAACUUGCUGCACAUCUCAUUUUACCCUAGACAAAUUAAAUAUCCUUAGGAAAGUUAAGCAUAUUUUCUGAACUGAAUACAUCAGCUGGCAAAACAACAGUGUGAAGUCAGCUGUUAAAGCCACUGUCAGCAGAGCUUCAAGAAUAAAGGACUUCACAAGAACAAUGAUAUAAGUGCAGGGGGGGGGGUUAUAUACUAAAAAAAACCAUGACAACUUAGACCUGUGUAGUGUAAUCAAUACAUAUUCUAGAAUUGCAUCUUGAUUUUUGCCUGUACCAUCCGGCCUCUUAAAAAAUGAAUCUUAAACACAAAAUUGUUAGUGUUUAUGAUGUUUUUAUUACAAAGGAUGUCUAAGAAAAACUGUCUGCAUAGUUAAGAAGGUAGUGUAACCAUCAGUAAUUCCUCUCAGCGAUCCAGAGAAACUGGGACUUUAAGUAAGUGAGAAUUUCAACGAAAAAUAAACACUAGAAAUCAAAUUUAGAUCUGGCUUAUAUGAGAUGCUUUAACACUGUACAUAAAUACUCAGUUUACUUUCCCAAUGGUGGAGAAUACUGCCCAUUACUGUCACAGUUUUCCAGAUAUUACAUAAUGGACUUGUAAUGUAACAUUUCUUUACAGCUUCCUACUGAAUUGUGAGCUAUUACUUGUUUAAAAACCAUACCACUUUUUGUUGCCAUGAUUUUUUUUUUCAACAACAACAAACCAAAGUGCAUUGUCCGCCCUUUGGCCAGUCUUGUAUGUGCCUUGAUCAAACGCUACAUGUAUUCAGCUUUGGAAACUCGACAAAUUUUUCAUACUUCCUUAAAUAUGAAAAAUUAUGGUCUUAUUGCUGAAUAAAACUUAAGAAAAACAUACAGAAUAAUUGUGCUUGCUUUUGGGACUAUGUUACUAUCACUAAAAGUAGGAAAUUGCCAGCACAUUAGUCCUAAACACCUCCAUGUAUUUUUCUAGGCAUAAAAAUAAAAGUUGGGUACAAAUAAAAGAAAUAGCAGGAUCUUGAGGUUGUGUAUCAUUUUUACUUCAAAGAGUCAGUGUUUUGUGGAUAAACACAUUUUUUUGGUUCCAUUAUAUGCUCAGUAGAUGAAGAACUUAAGAAUGUUUCCAAUGCCUGUUUCCUUUAUGAGCACUGUUGACACUGUCUGGGCUGAUACUUUUUUAAGGUGGUCGUGCAAAAGCUGAUUUCUCUUUUACAUAUAUAUCCUUUUGAGAGAGUGAGUUGGCAUCAAAAGAUCUGAAAUCUGUUAUCCACCCUUUCAUAGGUAUAUAGUCAAACCAAACAGCCUUGUGGCUCGCCUCUGUCCACACGCGUAGAGUGGAGUACUGAAACACAAGCACAGGGUCAGGGUCAUUGUGAGGUUCAGAGGAGCCAAUGUGAGAGCAGCACAGAUUCCUGCAUCCGCUCCCACUGUUCUGGUCAAGGAAAUAUUCAGUAUUCCCAAAGUUUUGCUAGAUACCACUGCUCCCUGUUGAUCUACAAACAACUCUGGAACCUUCAUUCUUACUCGACACCUUCAAAUUGUUACCCAACAAUUUAUCUUUUGACUUCCUGCUAUAGAGGAUGCUCAUUUUCUAUGAAUGGCUGGAAAGUAUAUUUAACACUAAAUAUGGGGAACAUUUUCUAAAGGAAGUUUGACUUAGCUUCUCAAAGUUUUGAAGGGUUCAACUACAGUUCU
Peromyscus leucopus (white-footed mouse) is the source of this 5253-nucleotide messenger RNA. RefSeq names its product fibronectin leucine rich transmembrane protein 3 (gene Flrt3). NCBI's taxonomy places the organism in Eukaryota, Metazoa, Chordata, Mammalia, Rodentia, Cricetidae. Gene Ontology annotation, molecular function: protein binding. The record is from RefSeq and is a predicted model, not a curated record. The transcript has 3 exons. The coding region runs from base 1076 to 3025 and encodes 649 amino acids.